AUGAAUGCUGAUGAUGAUGCUAAGUGGCUAGAGUGGGUGUCAUGCCAGUUUGAGGCCAUCGCUGGAGAAGACCGAGAGAUUGACCUGCAAGAGUUCAAGAAAGCACUGAAAGUGAAAGAGUCCUUCUUUGCAGAGAGAUUUUUUGCCUUGUUUGACUCUGAUGGAAGCGGCACUAUCACUCUACAAGAACUUCUGGGGGCCUUAAACCUACUCAUCCAUGGGAAUACAGUGGACAAACUCAAAUUCCUCUUCCAAGUCUAUGAUGUGGAUGGAAAUGGCUCCAUUGAUCCUGAUGAGCUACGAGUAGUGCUACAGUCAUGCCUAAAGGAGAGCGCCAUCUCCCUAUCAGAAGAAAAGCUGGAUGACCUUACUCUGGCCCUCUUCGAAUCAGCCGACAAAGAUCACAGUGGUUCUAUAACCUUUGAGGAGCUCCAGGAAGAAUUAGAAAACUUUCCUGAGGUCAUGGAGAAUUUAACCAUCAGUGCAGCCAAUUGGCUGAAACCUCCAUCCUCCAAGAAAAGGCCACAGAUACCCCGCCACCUGACUUCAGCAUACUGGCAUAACAAUUGUGGCAAGCUGGCCAUUCUGGCAGUCUACAUCGGACUCAACAUCCUGCUCUUUACUCUGGCAGCCCUAAAGUACCAGUCCUCUGGAGCCAGGAUCAUGAUCGCUAGAGGUGGUGGCCAAUGUCUGAACUUCAACUGCAGUUUCAUUGUGGUAUUGAUGUUGCGGCGUUGUCUCACAUGGUUAAGGGCCACGUGGUUGGCCCGAGUUUUCCCACUGGACCAGAAUGUUGAGUUCCACCAGCUCAUGGGCUAUGUGGUAGUUGGAUUCUCCUUCAUACAUACCACUGCCCAUGUGGUCAACUUUGCACACUUGGCUCAAUCAGAGAACAGCACCUUCCAUUUCUGGGAAUAUCUCCUCACUACUCGGCCUGGCAUUGGCUGGGUCUAUGGCACAGCAUCCCUCACGGGCAUCAUCCUGCAGUUUCUCAUCCUCAUCAUGCUUGUAUGUUCCUGCUCCUUUGUCCGAAGGAGUGGGCACUUUGAGGUAUUCUAUUGGACCCAUCUCUUGUACAUCUCUAUCUGGGUGCUGCUUAUUGUACAUGGGCCCAAUUUCUGGAAGUGGCUGCUGGUCCCCGGUCUCUUAUUCUUCCUGGAGAAAGUUGUGGGACUAGUGUUGUCACGCAUGGCAGCCCUGAGCAUAGUGGAAGUCAAUCUCCUCUCCUCCAAGGUUACUCACCUCGUGAUCAGUCGGCCCCCUUUUUUCCACUACAAACCUGGAGACUACAUAUACUUGAAUAUCCCAGCUAUUGCCAAGUAUGAGUGGCACCCUUUCACCAUCAGCAGUGCUCCAGAGCAGAAGGACACUAUCUGGCUGCACAUCAGAUCUCAAGGACAGUGGACAAAUAGACUAUAUGAAUACUUCAAGGCUUCUGACUCCAUUUGUCUCGGUGCCAAGAGGUUGACCCAGAGCCUAAAGCUCAGAAGGAGUCAGAGGAAGUCCCAGAUCCUUCCUCUGUUGAAUGAAAACCAUCGUUUCUGUAAAAUUAAGUGCUACCUGGAUGGCCCCUAUGGAACUCCUACUCGACGGAUCUUUGCUUCUGAACAUGCAGUGUUGAUUGGGGCUGGUAUUGGCAUCACUCCAUUUGCCUCCAUUCUACAAAGCAUUAUGUACAGGCACCAAAAAAGAAAGCAAUAUUGCCCCAACUGCCAUUACUCAUGGUGUGAGGACAUCAGAGAUGAUGAGAUGAAGUUGCAGAAGGUGGACUUCAUUUGGAUCAACCGUGACCAGAAAUCAUUCGAAUGGUUUGUGAGUUUGCUGACCAAGCUUGAGAUGGAUCAAGCUGAAGAGGAACGUGGAGGUAGGGAUGCCUCCCUCUCUGAAAAGGGUAACCAGCAGGAUGUGGACCAUCUGUGUCUCCUUGGUAAGUUAGGCACAUCUGUGGUUGCAUUUGCUGAACUGCCUGAAGGUUCCAGUACAAUCAGCACCCUGGAGAGUGGCGCAUGA
Gracilinanus agilis (Agile Gracile Mouse Opossum) is the source of this 2010-nucleotide messenger RNA. It is a transcript of the gene NOX5, whose product is annotated as NADPH oxidase 5. Lineage: Eukaryota; Metazoa; Chordata; Mammalia; Didelphimorphia; Didelphidae. Gene Ontology annotation, biological process: defense response; superoxide anion generation. The record is from RefSeq and is a predicted model, not a curated record. The coding region runs from base 1 to 2010 and encodes 669 amino acids. The transcript is spliced from 14 exons. Gene Ontology annotation, cellular component: plasma membrane; NADPH oxidase complex. Gene Ontology annotation, molecular function: superoxide-generating NAD(P)H oxidase activity; calcium ion binding.